Messenger RNA from Vigna umbellata (rice bean), 1204 nucleotides. The record is from RefSeq and is a predicted model, not a curated record. NCBI's taxonomy places the organism in Eukaryota, Viridiplantae, Streptophyta, Magnoliopsida, Fabales, Fabaceae.
CUAUUAUCGGUGAACAAAAACGUCAUUCAGAGUUUUAUAAAAGUGGUCGCUAGCUUCUCUGUAACAUUAGCCGUUGCUUCCUCUGUUCGAAUCCACAGCAAGAGAAGAAGCAGAGACAUGAAAGCCCCUUCUUCUCUUUUCCUCAAAGGCCACGUCUUUCCUUCCUCUUUUUUUCUCCUCACAAACAGCCAACGGACACCUAAUGUAAAAAUGCACCCCAUGUUGUACUUAUGUAAAGCCAUCCAAACUAAUUCAUAUGAAAUUUCCAAUGGAAGCUAUCAUCCCACUGUUCAACACCCAACAGAAAAAAAUACGAUGGAGAAGCCAUCUAGGAAAACUGAAUCUAUUGGGGCAUUUCAAAAGUUGCCCAUAGUGAUGCCAUCAAUUGACAUUCUAGGAUCCGCAUUGAGAAAGGCGAGGAAGGUUUCUCCAACGAAAGGAAUUGCCAACAUUGCGAAAAGGGAGAAAAACAAGGGUGCAAAGCAACUUGAUGCAUUGAUGAAAGAAAUUGCUGUCCCCUUGAGGACCUAUGUGCAGAGUUUUCCUAACAAAACAUAUCUUCAUCCUUAUGAAAGAUCUCUGAUUGAGCUUACUCUUGGAGAUGGAUACUAUGAAAUGGUGCUACAGAAGGUAGAUGGUUUAAGGAAGAGAGUAGUAUCUGUUGGAAAGGAACAUGCUUCACUUUGUGCUAAGUCUUCAUCAAAGCGAGAAGCAGAGGAAAGGUUGAGUGAGGGUCUUAAGAAAAUUGAAGAGGUUUUUGCUCAAGAAAGAAAAGUUGUUGAUGAUUUGUUAGACAUAGCUAAGACUCUCAGAGCAAUGCCAGUAAUCAAUUUGGAAAUGCCAACUCUGUGUCUUGUUGGAGCUCCUAAUGUAGGCAAAUCUUCUUUGGUCCAUGUACUCUCUACCGGCAAGCCUGAGAUUUGUAACUAUCCCUUCACAACAAGAGGAAUUCUUAUGGGUCAUAUUAUUUUUAACAUUACGAAGUUUCAGGUUACAGAUACUCCGGGCCUGCUGAGGAGGCAUGAUGGUAAUUAACAUUUCAUUUGUUUAUAUCAGUUUUCUAGUUGUCCUGAUUUUUCUUAUUUGGUGAAUGUUAUAUUUCCGAAGUUUUUCUUGGAGAAUUUUUUUAGUCCAUUGGUUUUAGGAUCAGUUUUCCUAAGAGGAGGGGUAUGGUAUAUAUUAUAAUACUAUGGGUUGUUGGAGG